Messenger RNA from Musca vetustissima, 3147 nucleotides. RefSeq names its product regulator of G-protein signaling loco-like. The record is from RefSeq and is a predicted model, not a curated record. Gene Ontology annotation, biological process: signal transduction. The transcript has 5 exons. Lineage: Eukaryota; Metazoa; Arthropoda; Insecta; Diptera; Muscidae. Bases 1 to 3147 code for a protein of 1048 amino acids. Gene Ontology annotation, molecular function: GTPase activator activity.
AUGUUGCUACAUCCAUUUCAUCCGUCUAUUGCCUAUCUAAAUGAUUCUAGUAAUUUUGAAUCCAGUUUUGAGGUGAAAUAUAUACCAACCAACACACGAGCGAAAGAUAUAGAAAAUCCACAACAAAACGGAGAUUUUCGUGAAAUAGAUCGUGAAGCAUUAUUGAGAUUUGUACAAGAAUUUGAGGCAUUACAAUUCUACGACAGAAGUAACAAAUCAACACCGAAAAAAUCAAUAAAUUCCGAAGAAAAUCUCCACUACAAUUUACCCAUAAAUGAUCAAAUAAUAUCCGGAAAUUGUUCAGCAUCUCGAAGUUUAAGACAUUCCAUCGAAUUAUCGUCAUCAUUAGAAAUACCGAUUUUAAGAAAUCACAAGAAAAAUCUAUGGCCAUCUGAAGAACUGGAGGAGGAGCAUUUUGAUUUACCCUAUUAUCCCCACAAUUUUAGUGAAACAUCGCAUCAUUCAAAUUCAGAAUUAUUUCAAAAUAUGGGUUGCAAAUCUUUGAAAUCUUGUGAAUCUCUUGACGAUGAUGCAGCGCCUGAAGAGUCAAUUGAAUUAAUGGCUCACAAUUUAAAUAGUUCCAGUGAUUCAACAUCAUCGAUAGAAUUACAACCACCUCUCCUACCAUCGUUUAAAAUAACUCCACCAAGAAUGAGCCACAGUUCUGCCUCUGAUUUGGGUCGAUUUUUACGUUGUUCAUUUAAUGUAAAACGUGCCAAAAUCACCCCGUUGCAACGUUCGAUAAGCGUCAGCACCGAAACGCAAUUGAGUGACAUCUCCAGCAAGGCGAAACGGAAUAUUUUGGAGGAUCGUACAAAUAAAAAUAAUGGUGGCAGAAGUUCAUUGUCGAGUCGUCUUUUUCCCAGCAGCGGCAGAACAUCACCUUUUCGCCGGGUUUGGGAACAUUCAUCAUUGCGUUCGCCACGUUCCGAUCGAUACAACCUGAGUCCACGUAAAAGUUGUAAUCCGGAGCAACGUUGUUCCUCCCCCAUGAUUGCGACAGAUGACGAUGUCUUUCUGGCGGGUACUGUUCCUGUCAAACCACAACUGCAACUACUACCCACGGCACGUAGAGCCUCCGAUAAGGUGACCUCCAGCAAUAAUGUACAGCAACAAAUCAAAACCUCGCGAGUCGGAUCAUGGGCCAUAUCAUUUGAAAAUCUAUUAGAUGAUCCCGCCGGUUUGGCCACAUUUGCCGAAUUUCUAAAGAUGGAAUUCUCUGUCGAGAAUAUUUACUUUUGGACUGCCUGUGAACGUUAUCGGAAUACCGAGAGCCAAGCGGAGCGACAGGCUCAGGCAAAACAAAUUUUUGCCAAACAUUUGGCCAGCACUUGUUGUGAACCCGUUAACCUAGAUUCACAGACACGCAACAUAAGUCCCGAAGCUCUGGAACAAGCUGAAAAGGAACUGUUUUCCAAGGCCCAAAAACAGAUUUUCCAUUUGAUGAAAUUCGAUAGCUACCAAAGAUUUAUUCGCUCCGAUUUAUAUAAGAAUUGUCAAAAUGCUGAGGAAAAAAAUCAACCUCUACCCUAUGGGGCUGAUAACCUAGACGCCCUGCUGAGGACAAAUUUUUUACAAAGUGCCUCGCCAAAGUUAAAAAAAUCGGCCAGCAACGCGGAAGAUCGUCGUCGUAAAAUAUUAUUGCCUUGGCAUCGCAAGACACGUAGCAAAUCACGUGAUCGUAUGGACGCCGAAUCGGCAUCAUCGGCAGAUGAUAACGCCGAAGCAGCUCUAACCAAUAGCAAUGCUUUAAAUACUCUAAUUAUGAGGACGGCGGCGGCGGGUAAAAUGACACCAUCGAAAUCGGCUGAAACCCUGAGAACCCUCAACUCACCCACAUGCCAUCUGUGUCGGGUGAAAUUCUCCGAUGAGGCCACAACAAUUGUGCAAAUCAAACCGCAUGAGACGGUGGGUCAACUGGUCGAACGGGUGCUGGAAAAACGUGGUCUACACUAUCGCCUCUACGAAGUCAUACUCAAGUCGGAAAACAAAACAAUCGAUUUACAGGCCAGCUCUCAAAUAAUCGCCGGUGAAGAUGUUGAAAUUGAACCAAGUAUUACCUUUAAGCUGUAUUUACCGGAUCCCAAGGUGAUCUCGGUAAAGAGUAAACCAAAGAAACAACUACACGAGAUUGUCAGUUCGAUAUUGCAAAAAUAUAAUUACGAUAUGAACGCGGUGGAUGUAUUGCGACGUGAUACCAUGGAGAGUAUGAAUCUCUACCAGCCGGUAACCAAUGUGGAUGGUCAACGUUUACAUGUGGUCUUAAAGGAAACCAACACGGCGACGACCACCACCUCAAUAUCCAAUAAUGGUGCUGCUGAUUAUCAAAAUGAUAAUAUUUCAUUGAACUAUUUGAAAUCAAAAGAACUGGCUAACGAAUUUAAAGCUCGAAAUGCUAAAAAUAGUACCAUUAGUAGUUCCGAGAAUAAUCUAAACGCGUUAAGUUCUAAAGAGAGAAGGGGAUCGAAUCAAUUAAUGGAUUUGGGCGAAUUUAAGUCCAACGAAAGUGGUUCGGAAACCUCUCUAAAUGGUCGAAAGACUGGUUCCUUUAAUUUUCGUACUAGAGGGAAGAUACCAAUUCUUAUACGGCAACAUUCCAGUGAACCACAAAGUACUGCAAGUGAACUGAAUAAACCGAUUAUUGCCAAACUGAAAGCGGGUGCAAAAUUACAAGUGACAGAGAGAGUGGCCGAGAAGCAAGACGAACUACUGCUUAGCCUUAAAUCCCGUUUGGAUAAUCAACCCAUAAUGAGCACCAGUAGCAGUAUUCCAAGCAUAUUGCCCUCAGACUAUACACGCAACAAUAAAGAAAAUCAACAAAAUGAUACAGCUUUAACAUUACGCCAAAUACGUUCCAAUUUAAGUCCCGUCAAUAAAACCCCGAAUCCACAAUCCAAUCAAAUGAUUUGUCCACCUCCGCUGCCCAUGGAAAAACCCAUCCAUCUUAUACGGAAACAAUCGAUAACAUUGAAACGCAACUCACUGUUGAGUAAUGGUGGCGAUGACGCUGAGUGCGAAGUAUCCUCAAAUAAUUCCGAUACUAAUGAAACGAGUAGUGCAGCUUGUAAAGGACCACCACCUUUACCACCAAAACCAAAGGUUCUACCAACCAAACCCUCAAAUUGGGGUGCUAAUAACUCAGAUUAA